Botrytis sinoallii is the source of this 940-nucleotide messenger RNA. RefSeq lists its product as uncharacterized. The coding region runs from base 117 to 644 and encodes 175 amino acids. The record is from RefSeq and is a predicted model, not a curated record. Lineage: Eukaryota; Fungi; Ascomycota; Leotiomycetes; Helotiales; Sclerotiniaceae. The transcript has 2 exons.
CCUUAACUUACCAUCAUCAUCAUCAUCAAGAAAUCCAACAAACUCACAACUUUAUAGCUUCACAACAAACUCACAAAUAAAUUAAUCAACAAACAAACUACAACAUCAACGCAAAUAUGUCUGACAAGAACACCUCAACUCUUCAAUCAUACAUUGAUUCUGCUUCUGGCGCAGCUCAAUCGGCGCUUGGUUCUAUUACUGGUAACCCUGCUGAUAAGCACGCCGCCGCCCAAAAACACGACGAAGCAGCCCUCAAGCACGACGCCUCGCACGCCGGUUUCUCCGCCGGCGGCAUCAGCGCCUCCUCUUCCGGUGCCGUAACCAAAAACGAUCCUGCGCGUCAAGAAGGAUCCUGGAACCAGACGAUCGGAUCAGGCAAGGAAUUUGUCGGGGGAAUCCUCGGAAGCGAGGAGAUGAAGAAAGAUGGUCGCGAACAGAAUGCGGCGGGCAGAGGCCAGGAAGCCCAGGGUCAAUUGAAUGAUUUGGGCAGUGGGGUGAAGAAUAGAGUGCAAGGUAGUGUGGGGGGUGCGGUCGCGGGUGUCAUGGGAGAUAGGGAGAAGGAGGAGGCGAGGAGGGAACAGCAUGAUGUGGGGAAGACGCAGCAAAGGGGGGUGGAGAGUGAGUUGGAGAGACAGAACAAGUAAAUUUGUGGGGAUGGAGAGUCAGAUGGAAGGUUAGAUUGAUACCCUGUGAGAUGGAUAGAUGGAUGAUGCAUGCAUGGCUUAGGAUUCGGUACUAGGUUUUUUUUAUUGGGAUCACGCGGCCGUAGACGGAUCGAUGUAUUAUGAAGAAACGAAUAAAUGAAUGAAAUUGCAUGGUUUUCAAAUUGUCUGAACAGUAAAUCAUCAAGCAAACCUCUGUUUUGUUGGAUGCGUGAAACGGUAAAUAUAAUGUUUAUUCGCAUGCCAGUCAUACCUGUCAAACAUAUCUGUCAGUUUGG